Messenger RNA from Dreissena polymorpha, 1744 nucleotides. Its product is annotated as neuronal acetylcholine receptor subunit alpha-6-like. Lineage: Eukaryota; Metazoa; Mollusca; Bivalvia; Myida; Dreissenidae. Gene Ontology annotation, biological process: chemical synaptic transmission; regulation of membrane potential; monoatomic ion transmembrane transport. Gene Ontology annotation, cellular component: synapse; neuron projection; membrane. The transcript has a single exon. The record is from RefSeq and is a predicted model, not a curated record. The coding region runs from base 54 to 1400 and encodes 448 amino acids. Gene Ontology annotation, molecular function: transmembrane signaling receptor activity; neurotransmitter receptor activity; extracellular ligand-gated monoatomic ion channel activity.
GUUACCGCUAUGAUCAUAAAGCCUGGAAACUAUCGAACACGAAACUUACUUAUAUGACGUGUUUGUACACUGACAAUAUAGCAUCAAAACAAACACGCAUACCCAAUAUAACUAUGUUAAGUGUUUCAGGUAUCGCCUUGUUUCUCUGUGUAACAUGCAUUAGCUGUGUUUCUGGAGCGAUGAUGGAUGACACAAAGACUUUGUUACGAGACCUGCUUAGCGAGUACAACAAAAAUGUGCGACCUGUACGCAAACAGGAUGACACUGUAAACGUCACCGUUCAAAUGUACGUCAAGUCGAUUCAGGAGUUCGAUGAAGUCAGCGAAAAGUUCUCGGUUGUGGCUGGUUUUUCGAUAAUCUGGAAGGACAUAAGUAUGAUGAGGGACCCUGCGGGUUAUGGUGGUGCUUAUCAAAUCCUGACAUCCUAUGAUGACGUGUGGGUUCCAGAACUUAUUCUUACGUCGCCGUCAGAUGACGUCGAGAGCCUAGGGGCGACUUGGAAUCGCAUCCGGUAUUAUCCGGAUGGAACCGCUGUUUGGAUUCCGGUCAAGUUGGUUAAGUCCACGUGCGCAGUAGACGUCAAAAUUUUCCCGUUUGAUACACAGACGUGCACGUUAUCAUUUAGCGCAAUGGGGUAUGAGUUUAAUGAAGUUUUCAUCAUGCCAGAGACGGACCAAGCUAAUAUGGCGUUAUUUACAGAACACCCAAUGUGGGACGUUGUUGACAACACAGCCUCCUCCGAACGAUUCGGGUCAAGUUGGCAAGUGAGUUUUGGUUUCAAACUCAAGAGAAAGCCGGAAUAUGUUAUCGUGAAUGUGUUACUACCAAUUCUUUUCCUUAGCAUCCUGAAUCUGGUAGUGUUUCUUUUAGUGCCGGAGUCAGGUGAGCGGAUUGCGUACUGUAUUACCGUUCUCCUUUCCAUCGCGGUCUUCAUGACAAUAGUCAGCGCUAUGCUACCAAGAACCUCGAAACCUGUUCCGAUCAUCUCCUUCAAACUUAUGAUAGAUAUUGCUAUAAGUUCUGCUAUUACCGUUGUGGCCAUUCUUAACCUUCGUAUCUACAACAAGGACCCGGAAAGUCCCGUUCUGAAAUGGCUGAUUGGAAUAUACCGGAUAUUGACCUGCACCCUUUGUCGCAAGCGAAAAAUAGAACCUUUGGAGAUGAGAAAGUUACUUAGGAAAACUUCAAAAGCGAUCAGGAUACAAACUGUAAAGGCUAUCUCUACGGCUGAAAAUGACAAUAAUUUUGAGAAACAACCAUCCGAUUUAACUGUUGAAGAGCGAAUCACGUGGAAGAACAUAAGCUACAUGAUCGACGGAGUUGCUUUGUGCCUUUUCAGUCUUGCAGCAAUUGGCAGUUUCGCUGUUUUUAUGAUUAUUGUUACAGGACGCAGCAAGUAAAGAACAGCUGAAUAUUCCAAGAAUUUCCGUCCUGAUUGAGUUUCAAAACUUUCUUAGUUAUGGUAAGGUAGUACCGUAAGGCCACGAAGAAAACAAACUGAAAAUUUAAGUUUACAGUGUUAUAUAAACUGAAAAUAAUCAUUGAAAUGUUUAGUGAUGAUGAAAAGAACGUGGGUUCGAAUACUGACUGUCCAUGUCUGAACUGCAAGGAUGCUAUCACCAACGUAAUGUUGCAUUGAUUAUCACGGUAAUAGUUAUUAAACAUUGCAAAUAAAUACAAAUGCACCUAACAGUUAAAUUCAAUGUUCAAAUGUGCUGUAAAUUGCGUUAAUGUUGCCAUUCUU